AUGCCUCCAGGCCGUCCGCCGAAACGGCCUGGUGACGUUACCGAUCUCGACCCUUCCGAUGGCGCCGCCAAAUGCAAGCUGCCUCGUUUGGACCGCGACCGUGCCGCUCCUAGCGAUUUCUCGAGCGUCGUAAAGAGCAAGCUUCAAUCCUACACGAGAACUGGACAAGCAUGCGACCGGUGUAAGGUUCGCAAAAUCCGCUGCGAUGCCCUACCAGAAGGCUGCUCGCAUUGUAUUAAUCAAAAUCUCGAAUGUUACGUGACGGAUCGAGUUACGGGUCGAACGGAGCGAAGAGGAUAUAUGCAACAGCUAGAGCGUGAGAAGACGGACAUGUUAAAUCAUAUUCGAGAAUUGGAAAAGUUGCUUUAUCAAAAUGGCGUUGAAAUUAAACCCACUCGAUCAUUUUCGGAGGCCAACAAUUCUAUCGAUGCGGGCGUUGAUAAUAUGAGCGGUCAAAUGCAGGAUUCUAUGGGAAAGACUCAAUGGACUCAACCCGGAUCGACUACUGCUUGGAUGAAGGACCGAAAUCGACUCUCGAAUACACCCUACGCAAGUACAUUACGUUUCGCCGUCGACCCAAGACCGACAGAUGCUCAUAUAGGAGUUGGCGCGGACCAGGCUCCUCUAAGCUCUAUCAAAGGCAUGACUCUAUCUAUUCUCGGGAGUACCAUAGAUAUCGGGUCGUUCGAUGCACCUGACAUGGACGAGCUUUCCCCUGACGCCCCGGCUCGCACUCCAGUCUAUAAUAAAUCUGCUCAGGCUAUGUUGCAGUCUGUUACGAAUAUCAACCCUCCGCUUCAUGUCGACUAUCCUCCUCGAGAUGAUGCUUUUACCUAUGCCGAAUGGUAUUUCCUUAUGAUUUACCCCUUCCAUCCAAUCCUGCAUAAACCUACUUUCAUGACACUCUUAUCACGCCUUUAUGACGAACCCAAUUUUAAACCUACCGUAGCCGAAACCACUAUGAUUCAUCUAGUAUUUGCCUCGAUAUACCUCCAAUACGGAAUCAGGAACAGGGAACAACCAGAACAAAGAGCUCGCUUGAACGACCUAUCUAAUAAACAUUAUCACUAUGCCUUGAGCAAGUUCUUCGACCUCUCUACAUCCAAAACGCUCUAUGACGUCCAAGCGUUAGCCAUGCUCUGCGUACACACGAUGCGGUUUCCCAAAUCUAAUACUAGUAAUAUGCUGAGCAACUACACCCUGGCAAUGGCUGUCGAAUUAAACUUGCACCGCGCCUGGAAGGGUCCGGGCGAGGAAACUAACCUCGAAAAUGAGCUCAGAAAGCGGGUAUGGUGGGCUAUUGUUUCGACAGCUGUUACGCUGAACGGUCGAAUGGGACGGCCGAUGCCUAUUCGGCUAGAAGAUAUCGAUACCGAAUUUCCGCAGACGAUAGCGGAUGAGCUUCUGACUGAAGAUGGGGUCGAUACGACGAGAACAGCUACGUGCCGCUACGAGAUUGGUAUCGCCGCCUUCAGAAUAUCAGCACUGUUUCUUGAGAUGUACGCGAAUAUAUACUGCGCAAGGAAAGACCCAAAUCGGUACGUUCCGGUAAUUGAGGCGCUCGAGGAGCAACUCGAAGCUUGGAGGGAAAACCUGCCUCCUGGGUUGAAGUAUCGAGGCAUGGGACAAUCCGAACAUGACCAAUCUAUGUUUGCUCUAUACGCUGAAUAUAUGGCCUUGGAAUUUAGGAUCACAUUAAGACACCCGGCCGCUUGUAUAACCAACGAUCCAAAAAUAAUAGCUGAAAAUACAAAGAUAUGCGAAGAGACGGCAAAAGAUUUACUUGGAAUCCUACAUAUACUGUACAAAUUAAAAUCUCUGGACACUACGUGGUAUUGUCUUGCUAUAUAUGUCACAGCAAUAUUUUCGACCUUGGUUGCGCACUGGGAGAGGCGGCAUGAGACCAACGCGGCUGAGAUUCAAGCCCUCCGCGAAGAUAUGAAGCUAUGGUUAACUCUCCUCGCCGAAAUUGGCAAUAUGAUGGACUGCGGCAUGGGCCUUCGUGAUGCAGUAUCCUCCAUCAUAGACCGCACCGUCACUUGGAUAGAGCAUGCCCAAGUUCAAAAGACCAACGACCCUCCUCAACAACCACCUCUAUCACAAGACCUAAUUAAACAGUCCCCUCACUCGCCAGCCUACGUUAAUCUACCCACAGCACCAAAUUCUAAUCCCGGCCAUAAUGAGACGGAACCUCUGAAUGGCUCAGCAAGCCACGUCAUCCCACCACAGCGCAGUAAUUACUACACAGAGUCUGGUUCCGAGCCAGGAACAUAUCCCUCGCUUUCAUACGCUGAUUCGACUACCCAUCCAACCAAUGCUAUCGCCUACGAUCCAAAUAACCCUUUCCUAUAUGCGCAAACAGCCGGACAGGUUGCCGCACAAGCUCAGGCUCAAGCUCAAGUCCAAGCGGCGGAUCAUAAUCCACUAACAACAUUUGCUACACAGACGACGCAGAUGACGCAACCAGCACACAUAAUGUGGCGGCAGCAGGCUUCUGGAGGAAACACCUGGCAAGACUGGACAGCCGCUAUCGUGGAGAAUCAGGAAAGAUAUAGCGCUACCGCUUUGAUGUCCCUAGGUAGUUCCGAUCCGAGACCCGGCGCACACGUCGACGGCACCGGAGCCAACGGGUUGGGUAUGGCGGUACCUAUGAACGGAACCCCUACGACCACCACCACAGCCACCAUGCAAUGGCCGUUGCUUCUAUUUUCGGACGGGGUUGGCGGUACUUAA
This is a messenger RNA of Daldinia caldariorum, 2733 nucleotides long. Its product is annotated as fungal-specific transcription factor domain-containing protein. Gene Ontology annotation, biological process: regulation of DNA-templated transcription; DNA-templated transcription. The transcript has 6 exons. Gene Ontology annotation, molecular function: DNA-binding transcription factor activity, RNA polymerase II-specific; DNA binding; zinc ion binding. The record is from RefSeq and is a predicted model, not a curated record. The coding region runs from base 1 to 2733 and encodes 910 amino acids. NCBI's taxonomy places the organism in Eukaryota, Fungi, Ascomycota, Sordariomycetes, Xylariales, Hypoxylaceae.